Messenger RNA from Coccomyxa subellipsoidea C-169, 673 nucleotides. RefSeq lists its product as hypothetical. Bases 258 to 455 code for a protein of 65 amino acids. The record is from RefSeq and is a predicted model, not a curated record. Lineage: Eukaryota; Viridiplantae; Chlorophyta; Trebouxiophyceae; Coccomyxaceae. The transcript has 3 exons.
AUCAAAGCUUCUUAAAGCUCUUCUAACCCAUCAAGAUGGUGUGCCAUCACCAGUCAACUUGAGUGCCUGGCAGGUUGCACACUCUUCACAGAAUAUAUUCAUUAAAACCAUCACCAGCUCUUAUAUCUACUAGAUAUAAGAGCUAAUAGGUGCAUUUACACAAAGAAGGAAGCAAGACAAAACAACCAUGUGUUUCAUGGUACUAGCAGACAUAGAGACUCUGCUUGCAGCAGAUGCAUCCCUUCACGCAAGUACCAAUGCAUGCCGCAUGCUUUUAUGCAGUGGGUGUGCAUGACACGCCCACCCCGCCACUGUCCACCUUCGGCAAGGCCAACACACAACCCCUCAUCCCCAGCGUGUCUUUAAGCGGGAAUCCAGGCUUGCAAAGCUGUCCAUCGCCUAUCUCACCAGCUUUUCUAGAGCUCCUUGGGUACCCACCGAGGGGUACGGUCUAACCGCAUGAUGGCCCUUAUGAGGGGCGAUCGCCCUGUGAAUAUGAAGAUUCCCUGAUUCCCAACAUUCCCUCCAGAGAGCAAUUAUGAAUCACAAUAAGCCAUUGUUCUCGCAAGCUUCGGCCAUCAUUUGUUCUAUGAGAUCGGCAGACAUGGCACCUGCCCGCCCGUUGAGCACGACUUGCCUUCCAGCAUGGAACAAGUGUCAGCAGCUGCCAAUC